Saccharomycopsis crataegensis is the source of this 1200-nucleotide messenger RNA. Its product is annotated as NAD(P)/FAD-dependent oxidoreductase. The record is from RefSeq and is a predicted model, not a curated record. The coding region runs from base 1 to 1200 and encodes 399 amino acids. Lineage: Eukaryota; Fungi; Ascomycota; Saccharomycetes; Ascoideales; Saccharomycopsidaceae. Gene Ontology annotation, molecular function: (S)-2-hydroxyglutarate dehydrogenase activity. The transcript has a single exon.
AUGAUGUCCAGACAGAAGAUCUUCAAAUCCCUUCAAAAGCAAAUACGACUCUUUUCUCUGACAUCCGUUUCGAAUGCCGAUUAUUCCCAUGUGGUUAUUGGUGGUGGGGCGGUGGGGAUUGCAAUAGCCGGUGAAUUAUCAAAGCGUCAGGACAAUAAUGUUCUAAUCAUUGAAAAAAACGAUAAAUUAGGUCAAGAAACGUCUUCUAGAAACUCUGAGGUUAUUCACGCUGGUUUAUACUACCCAAUUGACUCUCUCAAGACCAAACUUUGUAUAGAAGGUAGUAGACUCAUUUAUGAUGAGGCAUCGAGAGCAGGAGUUCAAAUGUCCAAAGUUGGGAAAUGGAUAGUUGCUCAAAAUGACAUUGAAGAUGCGUACCUUGAGGGCCUACACAGUGCUUGCAGUCAUAAAGGUAUUCAGACUGAGUUUCUCUCAUUACAUGACGCCAAGUACAUCGAACCGGCCAUCGUUGCCAAUCGUUCUAUCUUGAAUUCGCCAAACAGUGGAAUUGUCAGCGCUCAUUCCCUCAUGGACUAUCUUUAUAGUAUAUUUCAAGACAAUGGUGGUGAUCUUGCAGUCAAUUCUGAAGUUCUUGGACUUUCAACUGUUAAUAAAAAUGACGGAUCUGAUGGGUAUGAAAUUCAGGCCAAAGAUACUGUGACUGGUGAAGAAAUAACUAUCACUUCAGAUGUGGUGAUCAAUUCUGCUGGGUUAUAUUCCGAUAAAAUUUCUAAUAUGUUACUACCUGAAGAUCGUCAUGUUAAGUAUACUUAUGCAAAGGGAAAUUAUUUUACUCUAACUAGAAGCCAUUUGCCAGUGAAAAGACUUAUAUACCCAACACCAAUCAAGGGUCUCAAGGGUUUAGGAACUCAUUUGACAAUUUCUUUAGAUGGUCAGAUAAAGUUUGGUCCUGAUCAUGAAAUCGUCUCUGAAAUCGACUACUCUCCCAAUUCAAGCAAUAUUCCAAAGGCAUACGAGCAAAUCAUUAAGUAUUAUCCAGGUAUACUACAGGAAGAUCUUGUUGCUUCUUACUCAGGAAUUAGACCUCAGUUGCCAAACCCUAAAGGAGAAUUCCAGGACUUUAUAAUUAGAAAGGAGGAGGGAUAUACAGGUUUCAUCAAUUUGUUGAAUAUUGAUAGUCCUGGGUUGACAAGUAGUAUGGCCAUCGGCAAAUAUGUUCGCGAUUUAUUAUACAAAUGA